Falco peregrinus (peregrine falcon) is the source of this 2818-nucleotide messenger RNA. RefSeq names its product thyroid hormone receptor interactor 13 (gene TRIP13). Gene Ontology annotation, cellular component: chromosome; nucleus. The coding region runs from base 154 to 1452 and encodes 432 amino acids. Gene Ontology annotation, molecular function: ATP binding; ATP hydrolysis activity. The transcript has 14 exons. The record is from RefSeq and is a predicted model, not a curated record. Gene Ontology annotation, biological process: reciprocal meiotic recombination; meiotic recombination checkpoint signaling. Lineage: Eukaryota; Metazoa; Chordata; Aves; Falconiformes; Falconidae.
CCGCGGCGGGUUUCCUCCGGCCCCAGCGGGCCCUUUUCUGCUCUCUGCGCGCUAGAGCCGCAGCAGCCGGGGCGCUGAGGGCGCAGAGGCGCUCCCCCGGCCGGCCGGCGUCCUCCGACCCAGGGACCGCGGCCGGUGCCAGGAGUGCCAAGGAUGGAUGAAGCUGCCGGGGAUUUGAAGCAAGCGCUCCCGAACGUGGGUGACAGCGUUCAAAUACAUGUGGAAGUUCAUCAGAAAUCAAGCAGUGCGGCCAAGAAAGAAGAUAUCAGAAUGAGUGUCUUAAAGCUGUUGAACAGACAUAAUAUCGUGUUUGGCGAUUACAAGUGGACAGAGUUUGAUGAUGGUUUCCUUAGCAGCAAUGUGCAGUCCGUGUCAAUUGUGGAUACGGAGCUGAAACUGAAAGACAGACAGCCUAUUGACUUGAACAAAAGCAGUCUUUCUCUUCAUAUUUUUCAUCUGAAUGAAGAAGGACCAAGCUCUGAAAACCUGGAAGAAGAGAAUGAGGAUAUCAUUGCAGCUAACCACUGGGUGCUACCAGCAGCUGAAUUCCAUGGCCUUUGGGAAAGUCUUAUAUAUGACACUGAAGUAAAAUCACACUUACUUGAUUAUGUGAUGACAACACUACUAUUUUCUGACAAAAAUGUUGACAGCAACCUGAUAACGUGGAACAGAGUUAUUUUGCUUCAUGGCCCUCCUGGAACUGGGAAGACCUCUCUUUGUAAAGCAUUGGCUCAGAAGCUGACAAUUCGACUGUCAUCCAGGUAUAGGUAUGGACAGUUAAUUGAGAUAAACAGCCAUAGCCUUUUCUCUAAAUGGUUUUCUGAGAGUGGCAAGCUUGUAACCAAGAUGUUCCAGAAGAUUCAAGAGUUAAUUGAUGACAAGGAUGCUCUUGUAUUUGUACUGAUUGAUGAGGUGGAAAGCCUCACGGCAGCCCGCAGUGCCUUCAAGGCAGGCACAGAGCCUUCAGAUGCUAUUCGUGUGGUGAAUGCUGUACUGACACAAAUAGAUCAGAUUAAAAGGUAUCCCAAUGUCGUUAUUCUGACUACUUCAAAUAUUACGGAGAAAAUUGACAUGGCCUUUGUAGACAGGGCUGACAUAAAGCAAUACAUUGGACCUCCAUCUACUGCAGCAAUAUUUAGAAUAUAUCUUUCUUGCUUGGAAGAACUGAUGAAGUGUCAAAUAAUAUAUCCUCGACAGCAGCUCCUGACACUCAGAGAGCUAGAGAUGAUAGGCUUCGUAGAAAAUAAUGUGUCAAGGUUAAGCCUAGUAUUAAAAGAAAUCUCAAGAAGAAGUGAAGGUCUUAGUGGCCGGGUCCUGAGAAAACUUCCUUUCCUAGCACAUGCGCUUUAUAUUCAAUCCCCCAGUGUUACAAUGACAACAUUUCUUCAAGCUCUUUCACUUGCAGUAGACAAACAAUUUGAAGAAAGAAAGAAACUUGCAGACUGUGUGUGAUACUCCACUGUUUUAUAUUUGUCUGUAUUGUUAAUACUGAAAAUUACAUAUUUUUCAUACAAACUGUGUACAAACUUAUGUGUGUCUGUAAAAUAGAUUGUCAACACCUUAAAAAACCUGGAAUGCCUAACCUAGUUUUUCAAAACAUUCAUUAAUAAACAAUUGAGAAAUUUUACAGCCUAUUUUUCAAAAGCUUUAUUUCAAAUGCCAAUAAGAGGAAUUUGUAAAAAAUUCUUACUAGAAGUCAGUUGUUAAAAAGUGGACAGCCUUCUGUUCCUUAUUUCUUAAUCAUUAACUUUCUAUUCAUGCAUCAGUUUUUAUACUUCUGAUUUCUUUUAUAUUUGUAAUAGCAAUAGAAAUUCAGUCUUUGGAUCUGAUAUUUGUGCCAUAAAAUGCACUAUUUGUUAUUGCUUCUGAAAGAACAAGCAUGAAACUGGGAAGGACUUGAAGUGCUCAGCAAUGGCCCAGACCUUUUAUACUGAUAACUCUUUAUAUGGAAAUUUAAUAUCAAGUGUUACUUUUUUUUUAUUACAUCAGAUUCAAAAGUUUAAAAUCAAGACCUCACUUAAUUGUAUUUUGUAAUACUGCUUUUUCUGUUGUUGCAAGGAUGUGAACUAGAGUGGACCGUGUUUUCUCAACCAUGGUUUCUCACUGAAGAGUAACUACGAUGCAUUAAGAAAGGUUCUUUAAAGUGCAUGAAGUUCCGUUUUGUUUUACAAACAUGACAUAAAAUUUGCAAAUCAUCUGGGGAGAAAAAAUAUUUUGUACUGCAAAAGCUAGGGAAUGUAUGCAUCUGGUUCCUAAAGGAAGAGUCAACUUUUAUAUGAUAAAUAUAUAUCCUAUAUAAUAAUUGUUACAAAACUGUCAACUCUUCUUUUUCUUCUGUAUUUACAAGUAUUUUUUAUCUGCAGUCAGCUAAAAGAAUGAAAUGUUAGGGGAGUUUCCAGAUUAGAAGUUUAUUUUUUCUUAAAUGAACAUAAACCAGUGAGAUUUAAGUUGGUGAUACCCAGUUAAUGCAUGCCUCCUAGCUGUUGGUAUUGGAAGUAUUUCAAUGAUAGUGCAUUUUGUUACUUCCUUGUCUGUAUCUUUUAAACCAAUGUUUUAAUAUACAGUCAUGAGAUGAAAGAUUUUUGUCACAAGCUAUUUUUAUUAAUGAAUGCUAUAAACUGCAUUAAAAAAUUGUACAGAACUUGUCAAGUGCUAGUAAGUUUUUAUUAUGGCACCUGUAUUUACGUAAAGAGAAUGUCUGUUAAGCCUAAGUGUCUGUUUAUUAUAUUGCUUUUGAAAAUAACUUAUUAAAUAUUAUUCCCUAUCCACCCCCAAAAAAAGAAGGGGGGUGGGGUGGGAGAAGAUUGUACCAAAUUCA